Messenger RNA from Cebus imitator (Panamanian white-faced capuchin), 1705 nucleotides. It is a transcript of the gene FAAH2, whose product is annotated as fatty acid amide hydrolase 2. NCBI's taxonomy places the organism in Eukaryota, Metazoa, Chordata, Mammalia, Primates, Cebidae. The record is from RefSeq and is a predicted model, not a curated record. The transcript is spliced from 10 exons. Bases 248 to 1678 code for a protein of 476 amino acids.
GUCUUGGGUUACACCAGCACUAACAACAGGUAGUAUUGCACACAGGCAGCUUCUGGGAAGUCGCCGCCCCAUCUCUGGCUAGAAGCCCUGCAGGUGAUGAUAAACAAGUUCCUGUGGAAUUGUGGGUAGAUACUGGACUUGUAAACUAAAGGCUUCACAAGCACCUCUUUGCUUAAUCUUUUUCUCCUCCUUUCCCCAGGGUGCACGGAACCCUCAAGCACUAGGACCGUGUGGAAUCCAGGCUGCGAUGGCACCUUCAUUCACUGCCCGCAUUCAGUGGUUUCUCUUGCGUGCGCUAGGCUUUCUCAUAGGCCUAGUAGGCCGAGCAGCUUUAGUCUUAACGGGCCCCAAGUUUGCCUCAAAGACCCCCCGGCCGGUGACUGAACCAUUGCUUCUACUUUCUGGAAUGCAGCUGGCCAAGCUGAUCCGACAGAGAAAGGUGAAAUGCACAGAUGUUGUUCAGGCUUAUAUCAACAGAAUCAAGGAUGUGAACCCAAUGAUCAAUGGAAUUGUCAAGUGCAGAUUUGAGGAGGCGAUGAAGGAGGCUCAUGCUGUAGAUCAAAAGCUUGCAGAGAGGCAGGAAGAUGAAGCCAGCCUGGAAAAGAAAUGGCCCUUCCUUGGAGUUCCUUUCACAGUCAAGGAAGCUUUCCAGCUGCAAGGAAUGCCCAAUUCUUCUGGACUCAUGAACCGUCGUGAUGCCAUUUCCAAAACAGAUGCUGCUGUGGUAGCAUUACUGAAGGAAGCUGGUGCGAUUCCCCUUGGCAUAACCAACUGUAGUGAGUUGUGUAUGUGGUAUGAAUCCAGUAACAAGAUCUAUGGCCGAUCCAACAACCCAUAUGAUUUACAGCAUACUGUAGGUGGAAGUUCUGGUGGUGAGGGCUGCACACUGGCAGCUGCCUGCUCAGUGAUCGGUGUGGGCUCUGAUAUUGGUGGUAGCAUUCGAAUGCCUGCUUUCUUCAAUGGUAUAUUUGGACACAAGCCUUCUCCAGGUGUGGUUCCCAACAAAGGGCAGUUUCCCUUGGCUGUGGGAGUCCAGGAGUUGUUUCAGUGCACUGGUCCAAUGUGCCGCUAUGCUGAAGACCUGACCCCCAUGUUGAAAGUCAUGGCAGGACCUGGGAUCAAAAGGUUAAAACUAGAUGCAAAGGUACAUUUAAAAGACUUAAAAUUUUACUGGAUGGAACAUGAUGGAGGCUCAUUUUUAAUGUCCAAAGUGGAUCAAGAUCUCAUUUUGGCUCAGAAAAAGGUUGUGGUUCACCUUGAAACUAUUCUAGGAGCCUCAGUUCAGCACAUUAAACUGAAGAAAAUGAAGUACUCUUUUCAGUUGUGGACCGCAAUGAUGUCAGCAAAGGGACAUGAUGGAAAGGAACCCUUGAAAUUUGUGGAUUUGCUUGGUGACCAUGGGAAACAUGUAACUCCCCUGUGGGAGUUGAUCAAAUGGUGCCUGGGUCUGUCAGUGUACACCAUCCCUUCCAUUGGACUGGCUUUGUUGGAAGAAAAGUUCAAAUAUAACAAUGAGAAAUACCAAAAGUUUAAGGCAGUGGAAGAAAGCCUGCGUAAAGAGCUGGUGGAGAUGUUAGGUGAUGAUGGUGUGUUCUUAUACCCCUCACAUCCCACAGUGGCACCUAAGCAUCAUGUUCCUCUGACACGGCCUUUCAACUUUGCUUACACAGGUACCUAAUUGUAUUUCUUGCAUUCUAUAAAUCUU